AUGCCAUCUCCCUCAAAAUCCUCCGAUUUGAAGCCAUCCAACCCCAAGCCUCAGCCAUCCGAGGUUUCAAAUGGCAACAAAAAGAAACCCGAAGCAUCAAAAGAGGACUCAGAGGGCGAUCAUCCUUUUCCACGUGCUGUUAUUCGCCAAUUUGCUUUGAACUUCUUGCAGGAUACGAAAAUUGUGAGACGGAAGGAAAAGACAAAGGGCGAUGAGAUUCAGUUUGAGAGAUCAGGGGAUGGAGGGAGGGGCGAGGGAGGUGUGAAUUAG
Molecule: messenger RNA, 270 nt
Organism: Hymenoscyphus albidus
Lineage: Eukaryota; Fungi; Ascomycota; Leotiomycetes; Helotiales; Helotiaceae
Source: the annotation of a GenBank genome assembly